This is a messenger RNA of Prinia subflava (tawny-flanked prinia), 4024 nucleotides long. It is a transcript of the gene TGOLN2, whose product is annotated as trans-golgi network protein 2. NCBI's taxonomy places the organism in Eukaryota, Metazoa, Chordata, Aves, Passeriformes, Cisticolidae. The transcript is spliced from 5 exons. Bases 1 to 1710 code for a protein of 569 amino acids. The record is from RefSeq and is a predicted model, not a curated record. Gene Ontology annotation, cellular component: endosome; trans-Golgi network transport vesicle; trans-Golgi network.
AUGUCCGACGAGUUCUCGCUCCCUCCCGUCUCCUCCCGUUCUCGCGAGAUCUGUGCCCGGAAGCGGCUCUUCCGGGCCGAAGCGGCGGUGAGGGUCCCGCCCGCCAUGGAGGCUCCGCGCCCGCUGCUGCUCCUGCUGCUUCUGGGGCUCUGCGCCGCCCGCGCCGUGGCAGAGACCUCGCAAACAGAAACCGGCAAAUCUUCCACAGAGCCUGAGGCAGCCAAGCCGCCUGGAGCAGGUGACAACCAAGAACACAGGAACACACCACCAGAGGAAAAAAACGAGCAGAAGGGUAAAUCCAGCAAUGGCGAUUUUAAAACCGAUCUGAAUAGCAGCACCAGGCAGGAUAAGACGCAGAACACAAAUGAGGACCAGGAGGACACCAGUGUGACUGGAAAUGUCAGCAGUGAGAAGGACAAGAAAAACGAGUCACAGAAAGGCAGCAACCAGGAGUCUGCUGGGGGUGACCAAGGUUCAAAUGGCAAAAGUAGCAAUGCAGGAGGUGAGGGACAAGGACAUGAAGACCCGAACAGUAGCAGUGGUGGCCAGGGCAACCCCAGCAGUGGCACUGGUGGCCAGGGCAACCCAAGCAGUGGCACUGGUAGCCAGGGCAACCCAAGCAGUGGCACUGGUAGCCAGGGCAACCCAAGCAGUGGCACUGGUGAUCAGGGCAACCCAAGCAGUGGCACUGGUAGCCAGGGCAACCCAAGCAGUGGCACUGGUGGCCAGGGCAACCCAAGCAGUGGCACUGAUAGCCAGGGCAACCCAAGCAGUGGCACUGGUAGCCAGGGCAACCCAAGCAGUGGCACUGGUAGCCAGGGCAACCCAAGCAGUGGCACUGAUGGCCAGGGCAACCCAAGCAGUGGCACUGAUGGCCAGGGCAACCCAAGCAGUGGCACUGGUGAUCAGGGCAACCCAGGCAGUGGCACUGGUGAUCAGGGCAACCCAAGCAGUGGCACUGGUGGCCAGGGCAGUAGAGGGACCAGCACUGGCAGCAACAACAACAACAACAGUGAGCAGAGCAAAGACGAGGACAAGAAUAUCAACGGGAACAGUCAGGAUGGCAAGCAGCCAGACAGCCCCAAGAACGAGGGCACCAAGGAGAACAGCAGUGAGAAGAAUGAGGCUGGCACCGGCAAAAACAGCGACGACAAUGGCAGCAACACCCAGAACAACAACAAAAAGGACCAGGGCACGAGCCAGGGCAGUGGUGACAGGGACAGGGCUGGCACCCAGGGCAGCGAGGCCAGUAAUGGGCACACAAGUGGGGGCACCAGCCAAGGCAGCAGUGGUGGGCAGCAGGCCCAGACUGAGACGCAGGGCAGUGCUGGUAACGAGCAGCCUCACAGCCAGGACAAUCCAAAGAACUCCCAGGAGGACCAAAGCCCUUUGUCACACUUAGCUCCCUCCACUGUGGAGAGCUUUUUGGAAAAUGAAGAAAAUGCUGCAGACAUGGCCGAGGCUGAGGAGGGCAGUGACACGUCCUUGGAUCAGGACAGAGGCAGGAGUGUUCCCUCCCUGCCCAGGGCCCGCUCCGAGAGCAGCCAUUUCUUCGCCUACCUGGUGACCACAGCUGUCAUCGUUGCAGCCCUGUACGUGGCCUACCACAACAAACGGAAGAUCAUUGCUUUUGCUCUGGAAGGAAAAAGAUCAAAAACUGGUCGACGGCCCAAAUCUGGUGAUUAUCAGAGACUGGAUCAAAAGAUCUAGAUUCCUCCUCAGAGGAUGACAGCCGCCAAUGGGAAUGCAGUGCUGCCACAGCUGGAUUUCAGUCCACAGGAAGGAGGGAAAACGCUUUUUGUUUUGCACCUGCACCUUGAUAAAACCUCUCACUUCCCUGAAUUGCUCCUUUCCCAGCUGCCUUGUUUUACCCCUGGGCACCUGACUGCUGGAAAAGCAAGUCCCAGAACUGCACACCCAGAACUUCUGUGACCCAAUGCGAUGGAAUUUGCCAUCUGCUGGACUGACCCCUCGUUUUGGGGGGAAAAUUAAGGUUCUGCUGCACAAAGAGCCAUGGGACUGUCCCUUGCCUGGGAAUUAAGCUGCCUUGGGCUCCUCCUCCCUCUCCUUCUCCAUCUGUUGGGUUUGGAUGCUUGAGUUGGGAGUAUGUGAGUUCUCUUGCGCUUGUUUGGAGUUGACCCACCACAGACUUGGAUUUGGGUUUUCUCUCCCUGAUCAAUUUUCCAGUUUCACACACAUCUUUGGCCAUGCUGAAGCAGUUUUUGUGGUGUAACUCAAACCCUUCAUGCUCUGUGCAGGUCUUCUUCCUCCUGGUCCUUUCAGUUCAUCUGGGGGUGUUGGUUGUGGUGUGGGGCUGUGGAGGAGGGGGUCGGGCUGGGGAAGCUCCAUAUCCUGUCGGGAUCAGGGAUUCAGAUAGGAAGAUUGUUUCCUCCCCACUGUCAAAUGUAGGAAGGAAGGACUAUAAAUCCCUGAGGAGUUUGGGAUGAGUGAAGUUCCCAGGCCUUCCAGUUGCGUUGGACUGGUACUGGUCAGACCAAAGGCUGCCAAAGGCACUGGUGCCCCAGUUAUACCCGUGAGGUGGUUUUCAUUAGUUCUACUCCCCAGAGUUUUGUUCAAGCUGGGAGAGGGCACAAAGUACCUGCUUGGCUUGUGCUUUGGAUUUUUCCAGUAUAGGCAGAAACUGGGGAACCUAGAGCUCCUCACAUGGGCACCCAGCUGCUUCACAUCAGGUGCCAGGCAUGUGCCAGUCCCACAUUUGCUGACUGACCGCACGGGAAGAAUCCCAGGAUGGUUGAAUUCCUUCCUGGGGGACUUUUUUCUGGCCUUCCCAGGCUUGAGAACAAUCAGCUCCUUGCUUUGUGGUCACCUUGGAAAACGGCAGAGUUGUUUUCUGGUCACUGUGAAAGCUGCAGCUCUGGUUUUGAUUUCCUACUCAUUAAUUCCUAGAGGAGAGAGAGGGCUUGACCUUCUCCAACCCUAAAAUCAUCCUUUCCCUUUUUACUGGCUCUUGGCAAGCAUGAGGGGCACGAGAGUCCCUCUUGGCUUUAAAGAGUUCUCAGAGUUUCCCUAGGAAACAUCUAGGAUGCUAAAAGGAGUUGUUUUGGGGAGCAGGAGGGUGGAGGGAAGGGAAAGGGAAAUGGGGCUGUGAAUGUAACUCGGGGAAAAGGGUGGGAACCUUCUGCACCAAACCACCCUGCUGCAGAGCUCCUGUGGCAUCAGCCAGGCUGGGGGAUGCUUUAGGGCAGGGUCAGGGAGGGGGACACUGGCUUUUGGCUGGUGAUGGCAGAGAGACAAGCCCUAUUCCAGUGUCUGGAAUUCUGUGUGCUCCUGGGCUGCUCUGGCCAGGAUUAUUGAGUGAGUGCACUUUUUGGAGUGUGAGUGCUCUAUGCUUGCUUUGUCCUGUUUUGUUUUGUUUUGUUUUAAUUGAAUAAUAAUUUGGAAAGGUGAGGGUUUUUUCACCAUCUACUUAUUUUUCUAUCCUGAGAGCUGUUUCAAAUCCUCUCUUGCUCCAGGCUGUGAGAAUCCCACCCUGCUGCCAACAGGGAAUAUCAAAAUAUUGACCUCAAACACCUCGAUCCCAGGCUGAGCCAAGCACAAGCUCCUUAGGGUAAUAAGGACACACCUCAGGGCUCUGGGGAGUGCUGGCUCUGGGGGGAGGCAGAUCUCACACCAGGCUGAAUUGCGGGGUUACCCCCAAAAUCUCCCUGCCAACAAUUCCCGAGGCUGGUGUGUUCUGCCAAUAGUCCGGGCUGCCUCAAACCUCUGGGAAUUGCUCCCCGUUUGUUGAGUUUCAUGGUGUUUAUGCAAUAUGUCCCAAAGUGGUCAAGGUGCACAGCACCCUUUCCCUUUGGGCACACGUGUUUCUCGUGGAUGGUGUCUGCUGGUAGAGAGGGGGUUUUUGCCAAUUAUUCCUACUUUUUAGGCUUGAACCAGCACCUGAUUUGUUUUCUGCUGCAGUGAAACGCACCUUGCUUGGAAGGAUCAGCAUUUUUUACACUUCUUUGUACUGUUUUUUUAUUUUCUGUGUGGUGAAGUCAGUAAAUGGAUUUUAAAAAACCCAGAA